Molecule: messenger RNA, 228 nt
Organism: Iphiclides podalirius (scarce swallowtail)
Lineage: Eukaryota; Metazoa; Arthropoda; Insecta; Lepidoptera; Papilionidae
Source: the annotation of a GenBank genome assembly
AUGGACGAAAAGCGCCGCCGACAUCCGAUCAUCGCUUUGACUACAGGCCAAAGGUCGCCCGGAACAUUCGGCCGAGCGCUCGGAAGCCACCCCCCUCACUGUGUACAGAGUAACCGAAGCACCUUGUAUCGCUUAUCUCGCCAUCGGCCGUGUGACGUAGGAAGCGCCCUCUCCUAUCGCGUCCGGCACCUGUCCGCCGCGCAGGAGAUAAUGACCCCUGCGGCCGUA